AUGGCGGGGGGGAGGAAGGAGGGAGGGAGGAAGGAAGACUGGUUAUCGCAUGCAACGAAAGCGUGGAUAGCCAAUAGGUGGGACAGAUUAUUAAGUGCAAGGGCCAAUCUUAAGGACAAUCAGAAACCGAGAACGAUAAGAGAAGAGUCAAGCAAGUCCCAGGAGGGGAUUAGAAUUAGGGAAGGACUAUGGCAAAAGAAGGUCGAUGUAGAUGGACGAAGACAUAAUAGAAAAAGCGGCGAUGUCGCACAGUCUGAUGGAGUAACGAAUGAGGGUCCUCAUGCAGCGGAAGGGGAAAGAGAAAGAAACCCCUCCAUGGGAAAAACUGGCGAGAGUGAUGGGAAGAAGAAGAAGAGAGAGAGAGUGAGUGAGUUGGUGAGGAGAGAGGCGGAGAAGGAGGAGGAGAAAGAAAAAGAGGAGAAGGCCCAGACACACACACACGCACUUGCUGAGGGAGAGACAGCGACAGGAACAAGCUUUCCCCGAGUUGAGUGUGGCAGCAACAGUUCAGUUCCACCGUCCGUUGCUGCAGCCUCCACGAUGAGGGGAAGAAGGAAGAAGAUCGGGUCUGGCCGGGGAAAAGUGCGCCAACUGUCAACAAUUGUCCGGGAAAAGAAAGCCACAGGAAGAUUCUUGGAAUCCCACGAGAAGGGUCACACCCGCUGCGAAGUUACUCAUACUAUUGAAGGGAAGACUUUCCCAGAACCUCAGGCUCGCUCUCCGCUCGCCGGAGCCAAAAGAAGACCAGCUGUUGUGUUCCCGCUCGCCGAACUCAACUUGCCUCCCCCCUCGGCUCCUCCAACUCCCUCUCCUCAUCCCUCCUCUACACCCCCCUUCCCUCUCGCUGCUCUGUUCGAGUAG
Molecule: messenger RNA, 861 nt
Organism: Aspergillus niger
Lineage: Eukaryota; Fungi; Ascomycota; Eurotiomycetes; Eurotiales; Aspergillaceae
Exons: 7
Coding region: 1-861 (286 amino acids)
Source: RefSeq, a predicted model, not a curated record